UGCAUUGAGGAAAUGGGCGCGGGGGCGGCGCGGGGGUGGCGCGGGCUUCUGUGUGAACUGGGUUGCAGUGACUGUGGAAUUUGUGACGCUACUGGGCAUUGGGUGCCCUGAGGCGUCCUUUCCCUUUCCGCUUAAGGGCCGCACAGAUUUCUCGGCCCAGAAUGGCUUCGAGUUAGAUGCAUGAACCCCAGAGUGAAGGCCCCCAACAAAAAGACGGUUUCGAGAACUGCUGCUCUCAGAACCACGGCUUAAUCAGAGCUCCCUCGUAAAGGAAAUUCGGAGACGGAUUCCAGACGUGGCCUUUGUACUCGGCCUUUCUCUGAAGGCUGAGCUUUACCUCCCGGCUCCCUCUUUAAUUUCCAUCGGGUUAUGUGCGUGGUGAUGGUGGGAGCAAGUGUGAUAGCGGGGGUGUGUUCUGAGUUAGCCAGGUCGGGCUGAGUUCCAAGAAAGGCUCAGUGUCUCAAGAUUCCCGUCUUUUUUCCCCCAAUCCUGCUGAUCUUUAGGAAGGAGAGAAAGAGGAAAUAACCAUUUUUAUGUCUAUAUCUAUUUGUCUAUCUAAAGUAUAUGAGGACGAAUUUGUAUUUCUUUGUUCCGUGAAAUGUAACUUUUAUUUUUCUGUGCAUGGUUUAAAACCUUUGAGUCUCCUGAGAAAGAAUAAAAAUCAGUGCGGACUGAAAAGAGAAAAAGCAUUUGCAUUAAUCAGGCUGGGAGACAGGAGACAGAUAAAGCCAGCUGCAAAAUAGAAAUUAUUAUUUCAUGCAGCAACUGUAAAAUGCGAUCACAACUCCCUCUUUGAGAGAUUACAGCUGUUUUACCAGUGAAGCUCCACACUUGCUUUGCUAUUUUUUAUUUUUAUUACUGGAGAUACCCAAUUGCUAAACUACCCUCCCUUCAAGAUAGCACUUAGUCUCCAAUUAAUCCUAGCCUUUCCUAGUCUUACCUCAGAAACCAACCAUUCUAGAAUUGUUCCCCGCUUCCCAUACAUUCUCUUCAAAGUCCUUCAGCUGGAACUCAACCCUUUACAAAAGAGCUUUUCUUCUCCUCCUCCAUUGCAUUCCAACCCAUCCUGUGGAAUUUCCUCCCUCUCUUAAAUCAAUAAAUCUGAUUUUGUUGGACUCUACAGGCUUGUUCCAGGUAGUCUUUAACUGGUUAGGCUUUAACACGGGAAAUAUCCUAUCCAUCGACCUGGAGCUUUGCUCUUCUUUCCCAGUGAAUGAUAGGGGUGAUGAGGUUACUUCCUGCCUCCUCUCCUGUGGGUAUUCACAUGAACAUUUGGCAGUCAUUUAAUUCCUCCUGUGAGCUGUUGCUUUCUAAUCAUUUAAAUGGCUUGCAAGUAAACCUCCUGAAGGGAGGCCAACUGCAGAGCUUUAUUUUAGGCUUUGAUUUGUUGAGAGGAUUACAGUUCAGUUGGAAUCAUAUGCUAGGUGUCUUUGAUCUUCACCUCUGCCCUGAAUUCACAAGCAGGGAAAGUUUGGAGAUGGUUUAAUUGGUGACAGGGUUUUCUGCUUUUGAGGCUUGUAAGGAGUUGCAGUGUGACAGGGUUUUUAAGGGAGAGUACUGUGUUAACAAGGGAAGGGAACAGAAGAUGCUGGUAGAAAUUUGAGAAAUGGUUUGAAGUUUUUGACAACAUGAGUUGUUUCAGGCCAUAUAUUUAUGUGGUUUUAUGAGAGGCAGUUUAGUUAUGGUACUAAAUUACCAGUGUUCUAGUCCUAAAACUGUCAGUUAGAGCUGGGUGAAUCAGAGUAAUUUAUUUCAUUUCUUUGUGCUACAGUUCUUUCAUCUUUAAGAGGAUAAUGACAGAACCUACUGUAUAGGAUUGCUUUGAAUAGGUGAAUUAAUAUAUAUAAAGUCCUAAGGGGCACCUGGGUGGCUCAGUCUUUGGGCGUCCAACUUCGGCUCAGGUCAUCAUCAGUUCGUGAGUUCCAGCCCCUCAUCAGGGUCUGUGCUGACAGCUCGGAUGAGACGUUUAAAAAAAAUUCUGUGUCUCCGUCUCUCUCUCUCUGCCCCUCCCCCGCUCGCACUCUGUCUCUCUCUCUCAAAAAUAAAUAAAAAUUACAAAAAUAAAAAAUAAAGUCCUCAGAUAAUGCUUGACACAUAAAAAGUGUUCAGUAGAUUUAAUAGUUACUAUUAUGUUGUAAUUCCAUUUUUUUCACAUUUGCUUCAUCCAUCCACAUACUCCCUUUUGUAAAUUGUUGUUAAUCAAGAGGAAUUGCUUAUCAAUAUGAAGUUUGAAAUUUAUUAGCUAGCAUUGUAAGAAAGAGCAAGGCUGAGCUCAAAUUUUUUAUGGAAGAAGAAAAGAGCAGAAGAUAAUUUUCUUUAAUAAUUAGGGAAAGAAGAGUAUAUAGUAUUCUUCAUCUUCAGUGCUAUAGCUGACUUUUAUUUAAUGUUUAUUUGCUACUUUAAGUGCUUUCUUAUAUGUAGUGUCUUAUUUAAUUCUUAUAAUAACCCUUUGAGAUAGAAUUUAUAAUUAUCAACUUUUUUUUUUACAGGAGGCGACUAAGGCUGAAAAGUUAAGUAACAUGUCCAAGAUCACACAGUUAAUAACUAUCAGAGCUGAGAUUUAUAUCCUGGAAGUGUCACACCAAAGCCCAUUUUAGUAAUUAUAACAGUAUACCAAGUCUCAUCAUUAUGCAUACUUAAAAAAAUUCUUCCUGCCUUACUCAGUAACCUUUCAUGAUUGAAGGAAGAGAUAUUAAUCUGAUGACAGCUAGAAUCAUCAAGUUUUGUCCAGAUUAUACUGAAGCUAUGAGGUCUGGAGAUCUGGCUUAUCUGGACUCUGCGGUUCUCCAAAGAGAAAUCUGGAAAAGGACUGACCAGUUCUUGCAUUUUGAAACCAUGGCCCAUGGUUCAGUGACAUUCAGGGAUGUGGCCAUAGACUUCUCACAGGAAGAAUGGGAAUUCCUGGACUCGGCUCAAAGAGACUUAUAUAGGGAUGUGAUGUGGGAGAAUUAUAGUAAUUUCAUCUCACUUGCAGAACCUUCCAUUUCUAAACCAGAUGUGAUUACCUUAUUGGAUGAAGGGAAGGAGCCCUGGAUGGUUAUAAGGGAAGGGACCAGAAGACACUACCCUGAUUUGGAGUCCAGAUACAGGACCAAUACUUUAUCUCCAGAAAAGGACAUUUAUGAAAUAUAUUCAUUCCAGUGGGAGAUAAUGGAAAGAAUUAAAAGUUACAGUCUUCAGGACUCCCUUUUUAGAAAUGAUUGGGAAUGCAAAGGCAAGAUUGAGGGGCAAAAGGAACCACAAGAGGGAUAUUUUGGGCAAGUGAAAAUUACUUCUGAAAAAAUGACCACUUACAAAAAGCAUAAUUUUCUUGCUGAAUAUCAGAGAAUUCAAAAUGGAGAAAAGUUGUAUGAAUGUAAGGAAUGUAGGAAGACCUUUAUUCGCCGCUCAACACUUAGUCAACACCUGAGAAUUCAUACUGGUGAGAAACCUUAUAAAUGUAAGGAAUGCGGGCAGGCAUUUAGACAGCGUGCACACCUUAUCCGACAUCACAAACUUCAUACUGGUGAGAAGCCCUAUGAAUGUAAGGAAUGUGGGAAGGCCUUUACAGUGCUCCAAGAACUUACUCAACAUCAGAGGCUUCACACUGGUGAAAAGCCCUAUGAAUGUAAGGAGUGUGGAAAAGCCUUCAGAGUGCAUCAGCAACUUGCUCGACAUCAGAGAAUUCACACUGGUGAGAAACCCUAUGAAUGUAAGGCAUGUGGGAAGACCUUUAGGCAGUGUACACAUCUUACUCGACAUCAGAGACUUCAUACUGCUGAGAAGCUCUAUGAGUGUAAGGAAUGUGGGAAAGCCUUUGUAUGUGGUCCAGACCUUAGAGUACAUCAGAAAAUUCAUUUUGGUGAGAAACCUUAUGAAUGUAAGGAAUGUGGAAAGGCUUUUAGAAUAUGCCAACAACUUACUGUCCAUCAGAGUAUUCAUACUGGUGAGAAACCCUAUGAAUGUAAGGAAUGUGGAAAGACUUUUAGACUAAGGCAGCAACUUGUUCGCCAUCAGAGAAUCCAUACUCGUGAGAAACCCUAUGAGUGUAUGGAAUGCUGGAAGACCUUUAGUAGUUACUCACAACUUAUUUCACAUCAGAGCAUUCAUAUUGGUGAGAGACCGUAUGAAUGUGAAGAGUGUGGGAAGGCCUUUAGAUUGCUCUCACAACUUACCCAACAUCAGAGUAUUCAUACCGGUGAGAAACCCUAUGAAUGUAAGGAAUGUAGAAAACCUUUUAGACUGCUCUCACAACUUACUCAGCAUCAGAGUAUUCAUACGGGUGAGAAACCUUAUGAAUGUAAGGAAUGUGGUAAGGCUUUUAGACUUUAUUCAUUCCUUACUCAACACCAGAGAAUUCAUACUGGGGAGAAACCCUACAAAUGUAAGGAAUGUAAGAAGGCCUUUAGACAACAUUCACACCUUACUCAACAUCAGAAAAUUCAUAAUGGAGUUUAAAACAAGAAGGCCUUCAAUUGUACAUUAUGUAACAAUAUCAGAAAAUUCAUUUUUGAGAAAUUUGUUUCAUGCUUCAACUAAGUGUAAGAAAUUUUAUAUUAUUGGGGAAAAAAAUGUUGCUUUAAAAGCCUUCUAUCACCUUUCAGAUGUUUAUCUUUGGCAAAUUCAUUUGAGGGAAUAAUACAAUGAAUGUAGGAAAAACUUUAGCCUUAUCUGUCAUCAUCCCAUUUCACCACUUUAUUACCAGUGUGUUAUUGGACAAGGUACUUAAACUUCUGUGCCUCAUUUUGCUCACUUGUAAAAUGGUGAUAAUAGUACCUAUGUAUAUUAGUUAUUUAUUGCUGUAUAAUAAAUUACCACAAACCUAGUAGCUUAAAAUAAUACUUAUUAUCUCACAAUUUCUAUAGGUCAGGUGUCUGGACAUAACUUAGUUGGGGCUUCUCCUUUAGGGUCUCUCAAAGCUAAACUAAAGGUUUCAGCCAGGGUUGGGUCUCAUCUGAAGGUCUAACGGGAAGGGAUCCACUUUCAGCCUCACAUGGUUGUCAGCUAUUGCACUGAGGUCCACAAUUUCUAGUUGGCUGUUGGUUGAAGGCUGACCUUAGUUCCAUGCUACAUGGGCUUCUUCAAAUGGCUGCUAUUUAAGUGUGCAAGUCAAGAAUGUGGUAGAGCCUGCUAGCAUCACAGAAGCUAUAAUCAUAUGUGAUCUAAUCACCAAAAUGACACCUUUGCUGUCCUCUACUGAUUAGAACCAAGUUACUGGGCUACCCCACACUCAAGGGUAGAGAUUGUAGAGGAUUUCACAAGAGUAUGAAUACCACAAUGUGGGAACCAUUUCAGAGUCAGCCUGCCAACACUGUGUGACAGGAUUGUCUUGAGAAUUAAUUAGUUAAUGCUUGGAAAAAUAGCAGCCACAUAGCAUGUUUUCUGUAAAUAUUAUCUAUAGUCGUUAUCAUUAGUAUUAGUGAAUUCAUAUAAAAAUAUACUAUAGAAGUAGUAAAUGUAGAAAUGCCUCAUGUCACUGCUCAGCACUUAAUUAAACUUAAGAUAAUUUAUUCCAGAUAAAAUCUAAGACGUUAUAUGGAAAGUGAGAAGUUCUUCAUCAUUUGAGCAUUUGAGCUGCAUCAGUAAUUUCAUGCUUAAAAGAAACCUUAUGAAUUUCAUGAAGGUGAGGUUAAGAUUACAACUGUUGAAGGAUCAGAUAAAAUACGGAAUUAGUUUCCCAUAAUAAUUCCAAAAAGUAAAUGUUUUGCAAUCCCUGUUGUUUGACCACUGUUAAAGAUGAAUUUGAAAUUAUUAAAAAGAUGGCAGGAAACUCACCAGUUGGAAGUUUAAUAUUGUGUGUGCAUGUGUGUGUGUAAAACUCUUGUAUAAAAGAAAAAACAUUUCCUUUGUAGUCAGUUUUCUGUUUGAUCAAAUUGCCCCAUCUUCAACCAGUGGGAGUUGGGUCUUUUGAUAUGAUCCCCCUAGUAGUUUGAUAGUUUACUUGGUUACAGCUACACAGUUUGGUCAGCAAUGGAAGAUGCUUGGGUACCAACUCAUCCUGAAAAUUGAUAAGGAGAAAAAUGAGCACUUCUUUUGCUUUUUCCAUGUGGACCAAGUUUCAGGGCCACCAAAAGCUCAUCAAAUUAAAAGGGUUUGUUUGUUUUUUUAAAUAAUCAUUACAAAUAAACAGAAUGAUAGGAUUAGAAAAAUCACUAUUUUCUAGUUCCCUAGUAGAAUAAUGGGUCCAGAAAAUGAUCUUCAGUGGAUAUUAACACUAUUGAGUGAAAUAUUUUAUAGUGAGAACUUUACAAUGGAUUUAUCAAGCUGACCACCUCUGAGCCCUUUGAUCAAUUUUAACCUCUAUAAAAGUGGGACUAUCAGACAAUAUCCACCUCCUGAUAAAAUGCAAUAGGAAGUACACACCACCACCUACAAAGCCUUACUGCCAAAACAAUGAACUGAAGAAAGCAAACCUUUAAAUCAAAUUCUUUAAAACAAGAAUUUGGGGAAUAGCUGAACAAAGUAAAUGGCACCAGAAGGAAGCAGCCAAGCAGACCCAGAACUGUAAAAUUCUACAAAAUAAAUGAUCUGAUUUCUUCAACUUAAUGAGUGAUAUGAAAAAGAAAAGGUAAGGGCAACUGUUAAUUGAUUAAAAGAGACCUAAGAGACCUAUCAACUAAAUUCAGUACAUGGGCAUUACUUGGACCUAGUUUACACAAAAUGUAAAAAGACAUUUUGGAGACACUGGGGAAAAUGUGGACACGCACUGAGUAUUAGAUGAUAUUUAGAAAUACUCAUUUUGUUAGGGAUAAUGUUAUUGUGGUUAUUAAAAAAUAAAAGGUUCUAAGUGUUAGAGAUACAUACUUCUAUAUUUAUGAAAUGGUAAGAUACUGCAUUUGCAUUAGAAGACUCCAGCAAAAGAAAAAGAAUUGGCACAGAGAGUUGGGAAGUAGAGUAGUAAAAUGUUAAUUACUGAAGGGUAGUGGUUUGUUUUUUUGGGGGGGGGGGUCAUUGUUCUAAUAUUUUCUAUUUUCUACUUCUUUAAUGUGUUUGAAAGCUUCCAUAAUAAAAUGUCUAAAAUCAAAACCGAAAUUUAUAGACUUAGAAAUGAUUGUUGAUGAGAUGUGUGUAUCUAAACUUGUCAGAUGUCACCAGAAUUCUGUUGGGUGAGAAAUUCAUCCCCUUUAACGCAUUAAGGAAAUUUCGUUUGUGGGGCCAGUCUUCAUCAUCUUCACCUUAUCUAUGCCUGUCAGAUAAAUAAAUGUGUUAAGGGAAUGAGUAUUUAUGUCAAGAAACCAGAAACAGAAAAAAAUAAAACCUACACAAGAGAAGUAGAGCACAACUAAAAAUAGAAAUUAAGGAUUAGACAGUAGUAGAUUUUAACCAAUGUUAAUAAUGACUAGGUUCUGGAGGAUCUAAUAAAGAAAAAGAAAAUGAAAGAUAAUACAUUUAGAAUAUUGACAAAGGUGGCAUAGCUACAGAUUAUCAAGAAAAAUUUGCUUUAAUUAUAAGGUAAUACUGUAUAUAUGUGCUAUAUGUAUUCUAGUACAUAAAUACAAAAGGGUUACUUAUUUUUUGCUGUAGGAUUCUGUUAUGACAGUUGACUCAAAUAGACCAACAAGCAAAUGUGUGUAUAUGAACACCCUGUUUAAGAAAAAACUCUGGUAGUUGUAUAGGUAAAAGCUUUAAAGAAUAGAUAAUCUUUCACAAAAUUCUACCAAUUAAUUCCGCACAGUUAAUCCUGAUACAAACCUAGAUGAAGAUCGCUCCUAAAAAGCAAAAUCUAGACCAACUUCGUUUAUGAAGAUUCUACCCAUCUUAAUUCUAAAUAAGGUAUAUUUAGAAUUUAUUACAAAAUCUGUCUUGACUAAUCCAUGUGUUGCCUUUCCCAAGUAUCUGAUAUCUGCAGGGGACCAAUGUUUAACAGAGUGUAGGGUCUUAAUCCAACAUUCUCCAUAAGCUUGUUUUGGGGAAUAGUAGUCCUUGGUAUUUGGGGGAAAAAAAACGAUUUCUCGGGAAAAUGUGUAAAUUCAGCAAGGCAUUAAAAAAUCUACCUUUGGGGAAAUCCAAAUAGACAUUAUCAGUUUGUUAAAAGAUAUAGUAAAGAGAUGAUUACUUAACACAGGGUAUCUCAAAUUAAUUCAUUGUAGAAUUCUCAUUCCCAGUAUCUCUUACCAUCUUUAGAAUGUGAACCACUUUGGUAGAUGCUUCCAUUACCACAAUGAAUGUCUUCCAGGACAUCAUUUCAGACAUUAUGGUGAGUGAUUGUGUCGGGAGGAGGUAAGGAAGGACACUUUUCUUUGCAGCUCACAUCAUAUUCUGAAAAGCUUCCUGCUUGAAUUGAGGGUUAGUGCUUUUCUGUAGAAUGUAGAAGAUUAUAGCUUGGUCCUUGAUAUGUAUAUAUUAAACAUGAUUAAAUAGUCUGUUAAAUAGUGAUUAGGACAUAAACCAUUUUCAGUUGUAAUAAAAAUGCUAUAUUGAAUAUCAUUUUGUGUAUUUUCUGAUUUCUUUAAUGGGUGUAGGAAUCUAAGGUGCGUAUCUAGAAGUGAAAUUGUUCACGGUCAGCCAUACAUACAUAUUAUUCGCCAACACUGCACUAAUUUUGAAUCCCUCCGAUCAUUGAAAUGGGCAUCCGUAUUUUCUUCUGUUAUUGGUUUCAACAUUUAAUUCUCUGAUUACAAAUGAGUUGGGCACCUGGGUGGCUCAGACGGUUAAGCGUCCGACUUUGGCUCAGGUCAUGAUCUCAUGGUCCAUGAGUUCAAACCCUGUGCUGGGCUCUGCUGACAGGUCAGAGCCUGGAGCUUGCUUUGGAUUUUGUGUCUCCCUCUCUCUGUCCUUCCCGGCUUGUGCUCUGUCUCUCUCGCUCUCAAAAGUAAACACAAAAAAAGUUUUUAAGGGAGUUGAGCAUCUUUUUCAUAUAUGUUUAUUGGCCAAUCGUUUUUCUUACAGUGCUUUUUUUAUUCAUGCAUU
Messenger RNA from Acinonyx jubatus (cheetah), 8889 nucleotides. It is a transcript of the gene ZFP14, whose product is annotated as ZFP14 zinc finger protein. The record is from RefSeq and is a predicted model, not a curated record. Lineage: Eukaryota; Metazoa; Chordata; Mammalia; Carnivora; Felidae. The coding region runs from base 2674 to 4437 and encodes 587 amino acids. Gene Ontology annotation, biological process: regulation of DNA-templated transcription. The transcript has 5 exons.